CAGGCAUUGAAGAUGGAGAAACUAAAGUUCAAUUUUACAGAUUCCCAGAAUGAUUGUGGCCAGGCAGCCAUUAAACUAAGUGCGGAAGGAAGUGCAAUUAUUGCUGAGAUCCAGAGACUAUCAAGGUUUAUUCCCCUUGUAUUCAAAAAUGAAGAAUCCUACGAAAGAAGAGUCUACUCCAAGGUAAUCUUCGACUGUAGCUACAUUGAUAAGGCAGAAGAUUAUGAAGAUGAGAUCCAGAACACUGUUGAGUUGAUCGAACUAGAUGAGAACUUCAGAGAGUCUUACAUAGACAUCAUAGAAAGAUUCUAUCAGCUAUAUACAAGUAUUUAUCUUUACUAUCAGGAUUUUGUCAAGUAUCUGGACAAUAUCAGGGACGGUUUCUUCCUUGAGUAUACUUUUGAAGGCAUUUUGCUAUUGAGAGACGGCAGACAACUAAUGGCUGAGCUUCUGUAUAACUAUGGAGUCAUGUUAAUACUUUUGGAUAGGCUUAUCCCAUCCUACUCAAGAGAAAGGAUCCUGGUCAGCUAUUAUAGAUACAAAGGACAGUCAUCCAUAGAAAAUGUUAAGGAAAUUUUUAAACUCUGUGGUGGUACAGGGUAUUCCCCAGGUUCUGCAUUUCCUAAAGGGUAUCCCAUAAAGUAUUUCGAUAGGUUCUGCUUUGGCCAGUCCCCAUAUAAAGAAUGUGUGGAAAACAUUGUUGAGCAAAUAAAAAGUGAUGAUAUUUACCAAAUGCUGAACUCUUAUUCUUCAGUACAUCACAAAUCUACAGCUUUAGCUCAACAAGGAACCAUGAUUUUCGUCUGCUCCUUUUUCUUACCCACACUUUUAGAGGACGAAGAGACAAAGAUGAGAGAAAUAGUUGAUAAGCACUUCUAUGAUAAUUGGGUUAUCCCUGUAUAUCAAGGAUAUCUAGUGGACAUUACUCAGUACUGGGGUCAGUUUGAAGCCUCCAGAAAAGCCAUUAAGAACAACGUAAACGAGAAGAAGGUUACACAAAUAGCGCUUUAUCAUCAAGACAAAGUCAAGACUCUUAGGAAAGACCUCAGACUUUAUCUAAAGCAAGGUAAAUUAUUAGAUGAGUACGUUCUUGACAACGUUCAGCCCCUCUUGCAAUGUCUACGAGAGUGCAACAUUACCAUCAGAUGGCUUUUAUUACACAGAAAUUGAAGGAGUAAAUCUCUCAGAGAUAUCAUAUUAGCCAAUCACGAGACUGAUGAUAUUAUUGAGCUCCUCCUUGCUACUUCUAAGUUUGAAAAAGAGCUCAAAGAUCUAUUUGAGAACCUGGUUAAAACAAAAAGUCAGGUAUGGGUCAAAGAUAAAGGAGAAUGCGUGUUUUACAUGCAAGAAAUUGCCGAAUACUUCCUGGGAAACAGACAUAUGGGCAAGCAAUGUGUUGAUGAAAACUACUCCAACUGGUUCAAACAGAUUGGAGAGAGAAUAGAAAAUCUCUCUUAUAAACAUUCGACUGUUGCAGGAAGAACUAUCAAGUCUAUCGUUCAGGCUCUAGAUGAUAUUGAAAUUUAUGAGCCUAUUGAAACUAACGUCCAGAUUAAACACUUUAUACAAGAGACUAAGAAAGGUCUUCUCCAUAUGGUCCGUAGCGUGAAUGUGAAAAGAUCGUAUCUAGUAAAUAUUUCUCAUAUAAGCGACUUCUCAUACGCAUGGAACGUAAUUGAUGAUUAUAUGCCGCAAAUCCAGGAAAGAAUCAAAGAAAAGCCUCGUACUGUUCUUCUCAUUAAAACUUUAUUCAAGAAACUUGCAUCUAUCAUGAAUCUCCCUCUAGGAAGAAUGAUGGAGGCUAACAGUGACGAUAUCGAAAAUAUUGCUAUGUACUACUCCUCAGAGCUAGUGAAGUAUGUCAAAAGAGUACUCCAAGUAAUCCCAACUUCAAUAUUCGAAAACCUUGAAGAGAUCUCUAACUUACUAAUUUCUAAAAUACCAGAGCUCCCUGUAAAAAUGUCAAAGGAUGAACUGAAGAAUUACACUGUAUUUGAAGACAGGUAUCAACUAGCGAAGCUAACACACAAAAUCUCUGUAUACACUGAAGGUAUCCUCUGCCUUGAUAAAGCCCUCAUGGGAGUGAUCCAAGUCAAUCCGAAGGAGAUGCUAGUUGAAGGAAUUAGGAAAGAACUAGUUACCAAUGUUUCAAGACUCCUUCACUCUGUCUUUAUCUUCAGCACCAAAGGUGACAAUAACGAGCUUCAGAAAAAGCUAGGCACACUUACUGCAAAGUUUAAAGGUCUAAAGAAGUCAUUCGAAUAUAUCCAAGAUUUUCUCAACAUCCCUGCAGAGCAAAUUUGGAGAGAAGAAGUCUCUAGAAUUUUCAGAUAUAGUCUUGACAAAGAAGGUAUGAAUGUUAUCACCAAGAAGAUGGAAGUGAACAGCCUUGACAUGGGUAUUCCAAUCCCUCAAUAUCCAACUCCAGAGAAUGAUAAAAGCCCUAGUUUCCUUGGAAGAAUGAUGAACCAGCUGGCUAGUAUCUUAUCACCAGAUAAGGUGCUCUAUCUUGACCAAGUCAGUAACUUCUACUCAACAGAGACUGGCAGACAAGUGUUUGGGCUCAGAAAUGUAGUCGCAUUAGAAAAAGAUCUGGGAAUAGUCUAUAUUCAGAGUCUUGAUCAAAUGCUCAGCUACAGAAUAGUCAAUGACUUCAAAGUAUUCAUCAGAGAGUAUGGCCGAAUGAUCGGUGGAGGAGGAAUCACGAAGCAAGAUAGUAUAAAGUCUGGAACUAGAGUUCAAAAUCUUAAGCAUACCUUAAAGACAUUUGAAAGAGGAAUUCCUGACUUCUAUACUGCUACAGAAGCCCAGUAUAAAGGAUAUUCCCUUCUCAUGGAGUCUUUCAAACCAGUGUAUUCUAAGCUUAUAAAUAUACUCUGCUCACAAGGCCAGCUACAACUAGUCCGCCGCAUAGUGCUCAGUCACUUGAAUUUUGUUGCAAAAAUGGAGACCCCAUUCUUCUAUUCCUGUCUGUCAAAUCUAAAUACCUCUACUUUCAACUCCAUGGAAGUCCUUAAGACUAGUGCUCAAGAGAUAAAAGAAGAUAUUAUCGAAGAAGUAGAUGAAGAAUAUGACUCAGAUGACUCUCAAUACGAAGAGAAGAAGAGAAAAUAAUGAAGAGCACCACAGAGAAGAGACCAAGGGGGAGAAGAUCCUUAGAAACCUCCUGAAAGAUCUUGGGGGUAUACUCGAGAGCUCUGGCUUUUUAGAACCCAUUAAUAAGGUCUAUGUCUUGACUAAAGAUCUUGAUUAUAUGGCACUUAAUAUGCUUUUAAUGACUUUGAUAGCUUGUAAUCAUUUACAAUAUGAUUUGAAUGUCAAUUCACUUGUGAGAAAGAACAAGAGCUCAAAUAUAGACGGACCUUGUUUCGUUAUGGGAUUGAUCACGAUAUUCAAGCAGUUCCAUAACUCGCAUUUUAAGAAAUACCUUGUAUACAUGUCACACUACAUAAAAUCCUCAAUUGAAGUCUCAAAAGACAAAGGAUCUCUCCAAAAGCAAGGAUGCUAUCCUGAAGAUGUGACUAUUCUGUUUGGUGUCCUUGAAGAAAUUCUCAGAUUCGGUAAAUACGACAGAGAAGUUAUUAAGCAAGUUAUGGGAGUCAAUUUCCUCUUCGAUAACUUCAAGAGCAUUCCAGGGAGAUCUCAUAAAAAUUAGAUCAUUCAAUAUAAUAAUUGAUAUAAGGGG
This is a messenger RNA of Moneuplotes crassus, 3685 nucleotides long. The record is from the annotation of a GenBank genome assembly. NCBI's taxonomy places the organism in Eukaryota, Ciliophora, Spirotrichea, Euplotida, Euplotidae.